Molecule: messenger RNA, 903 nt
Organism: Gracilinanus agilis (Agile Gracile Mouse Opossum)
Lineage: Eukaryota; Metazoa; Chordata; Mammalia; Didelphimorphia; Didelphidae
Gene: CAPZA3
Product: capping actin protein of muscle Z-line subunit alpha 3
Exons: 1
Coding region: 1-903 (300 amino acids)
Biological process (GO): barbed-end actin filament capping; actin cytoskeleton organization
Cellular component (GO): actin cortical patch; F-actin capping protein complex
Molecular function (GO): actin filament binding
Source: RefSeq, a predicted model, not a curated record
AUGAUAAACAUUCGCAAUAAGGUGAGUGAGAAAAAGAAAGAAAGGGCCAUUCAAAAUUUGCUAACGCAAGCCCCUCCAGGAGAAUUUAGAAAGAGUUUUGAUGACCUUUCUCUGCUGGUUCAAGAUGAAAAACUAAUGCGACAACAGGGAGAAUGGGCUGGUAACAAAUACUGCAAAAAAUAUUUUGUGCCACUCAAUAUAGACGGGCAUCAAGUAUUACUCGCUCACCACAAUGAACUGGGUGACCAGCGCUUUUUUGACUCUCAUUCCAGGCUUUCUUUCAAAUUUGAUGUUCUUGAGAAUCAAUUGAAGGACAUUGAGAGUCAUGGUGUUCUCCGUAAUGAAGCAGAAUGUCUGAGGAUGGUGGUAUCUUAUGCUUUAAAAAUAUAUGUGAGCAAUCACUUCCCAUCAGGAAAUUGCAAUGUACUUAGGAAAACCAUAAAAAAUAAGGAGUUCUUGAUAGCCUGCAUAGAAGAUCAUCAUUACAAAGUUUCAAAUUUUUGGAAUGGACUUUGGAAAUCAAAAUGGAUUUUUUCAGUAACUCCAUUUCUCACCCAAGUAAUUGGGUCAAUUUAUGUGAAAGCACACUUUUUUAAACAUAUCAACUUUCACAUUGAUAUCAGUAAAGAUGUACAGGACUCCUUGGAUGUGGUUAACCAAGCUCAACUGGCGUUAGGUUUUGCCAAGUUUGUAGAAGAGCAAGAAAACAAAUUUCAAGCUGCAGUCCUAGAAGAAUUACAGGAGCUCACUAUUGUACUGAAAAAAACUUUAAGAAGAGAUCUUCCAGUGACUCGUACUUAUAUUGACUGGCAGAGAAUAGUUAAUGAUAUGAAGUUGGUGAUGUAUCCUGUGCAUGGAUAUAUCAGUUACUCAAAAAACGCAUUAUGCAACUGGAUCACAUAA